AUGGACGGCUUUGUAAACCGAAGUUUGGAUAAAAGGCGGAGGCUGAUCCACCUGCCUUGCAAGGUACACAAAGAGUUGCAGGACGGGUCAAAGUUGGCAAAAGACCUGAACGAGCUGCAUGAAGACCCAGAAACGACAGGCAAAGGUGGCGACCUUGGAAAACCCUAUGGUGAAGACUCUCAGGAGGAGGAAGGAGAAGAUUCAGCGGGGGUCAGGGCAGCCCUUGCCGCAUUAAGGUUCUACAAGUCAGCUAUUUCACCGUUGUUGCCUCCAUCUUGCCGCUACAUUCCCACUUGCUCAGAAUAUGCGAUGGAAUCGUACAAGACAUACGGUUGCGCCAAAGGCACAGUGCUCACAGCUUGGAGGUUGUCAAGAUGCAACCCAUUUGGUGGUAGGGGCUAUGAUCCCCCCCAGUGGCCACCGCCGGGGCUGGAAUGGAUUUUUAAGUGA
Messenger RNA from Ostreobium quekettii, 450 nucleotides. The record is from the annotation of a GenBank genome assembly. NCBI's taxonomy places the organism in Eukaryota, Viridiplantae, Chlorophyta, Ulvophyceae, Bryopsidales, Ostreobiaceae.